Molecule: messenger RNA, 672 nt
Organism: Notechis scutatus (mainland tiger snake)
Lineage: Eukaryota; Metazoa; Chordata; Lepidosauria; Squamata; Elapidae
Source: RefSeq, a predicted model, not a curated record
AUUAUUUUAUGUUGUUUGUGUUAUGUUAUGCUACGUUAAAAUUUAUCGGUUGCCAUCUUACCUCUAAUUCUGGCUGGCUAACAAUGGUAGGUAAAACCAGGGCGACUUGUUUGACUGCAUAGUCAUCUCCUUCCUGUUGGAUCAGGGGCUGGUGGGACUUCAGCUCCCAGAAUUCCCCAGCCAGCAGAACUCUGGGAGUUGAAGUCCAACAGGCUCCAAACGGCCAAGCCCGGAGACUCCUAGGUUAGAUUUUGCAUUCGUUUAGGGGCUUCUUUUUUGAGAAGAGGGGCUUUGAACUGGGCCGAGGAGAAAUCUGGCGUGCUAGCAAUAGCCCCCCCCCCCAAGAUGGAGGGCUCGGCCCGCGAUUCAAAGACCUUUGCCGCCAGAGGAAACCUAACCCUGCGCAUCUCCUGGUGGUGUCUUUUCUCAGGAAAGCCGCAGCAGCUCGCCAAGCCGCUUGUGACGGAUGGCCCGGCUCCCACUUGGUCAGACUUCCUCCGUACCAAACUCCACCCGCGCACCAUCCUGACCAUCCAUGAAUACAACCGCGAGGAGGAGUCCGGCCGGCUGGAGGCCUUCGGACAAGGAGAAAAACUCCUGCAGGACAGCCGGUACCUCGAGGAGCUGGAAGAUCGGCUGCACUUCUACGUGGAGGAGUGCGAUUACUUGCAG